AGUCAAGGAAAUAGCGUUUUUUUACGCACGAAACGACUAUGGUCUUCACAGUUAUUUUCAUUUUUCUUCUAACAACCGCGCAGUCUUUGGCUUGCCAACUCUUCGAUCCAGACGAAUCCAGGCCCUAUUCGACAACUGUAUGUACAAACAUAUCCUCACUUUCCGAUAUACCAGUCUCGUCAAAACUAGAAAAUUUUGAGGAAUAUUUAGAAAUAACUCAGUCCACGAUUUCCACAAUACCAAGGUUCGCAUUUACGAGAUUUUCAACAAUAGAUAAAUUAUUUAUGACGCAAAAUCAUAUCAAGGAGAUAUCGCCAGGAGCUUUCAAUCCUCUUCUUAAUCUUAAAGAGCUUCACUUGGAUCUAAACGAACUGACGGAAAUUUCAGAGGGACUUUUCAACUCUUUGAAGUCUCUCGUGAUUCUAAACUUGGCUAACAACAAAAUAAAUAAAGUCGAUGCAAAAGCUUUCAUUGGUCUGGAAGUUUUGACUGAAAUCAAUUUAGAAAACAAUGAAAUUAAGGAAAUUGAGAAACACAUGUUCGAUUCGCAGAAGCAAUUACAACUUCUGGAUUUAUCCGGAAAUCCUCUGGAACAAUUCAGUGGUGAAGGUCUUUCCAGUUUAAGUGCUUUGAUCCUUGCCGAAACAGCUCUAACUUCGUUUGAAGAAGAUCUGAAACAUCUUAAAAUGGAAAUUCUGAAUUUAUCAUCAAGCAGUUUAGAAACUGUCGAUUUCUCGCGAUUUCCCAAGGUAGAAAAGGUUUAUUUAUCAAACAACAAAAUUGUUUCUAUCAGUAAUCUAGAAAGUCUCGACUCUUCAUACAUCACUCUCGACAACAAUCAAAUUGCUACCAUCACUGGCACCUUCAACGACGUUUCUUUUGUCACUUUAAAUCACAAUCGACUUGAAGCUGUACCCAAUACACUUUUCAACGAUUCAGCUUCUGUCCGUUUCAUUGAUUUGAGUAGUAAUCUAAUUGCCACAAUUGAAAAAGACGCUUUCCGAAAUUUAAGCGUGCUACAGAUUCUUCACCUGGAACACAACAACAUUACGGAAAUUCACCCUAAAUUGUUUGUUGAUUUGUUUGAACUUAAGUAUCUAGACUUAUCGUACAAUAAUAUCCAAUAUCUUCAAUUUGGAAUUUUCAACAACUUACUUCAGUUGAAAGUUUUGAACAUUUCUGACAACAAAUUGAAAAGUUUGCAUGAAAAUGGGUUUCUAGCUGUUAUAAGUCUGGAAGAGAUACUUUUUCAUAAUAAUCAAAUUGAGUAUUUGGACGUUAAAACUCUAUUUCAAUAUAAGGGUCAGUUGAAAAAGAUCUCUUUAAACAACAAUGCUUGGGACUGUGAAGAUCUCGCUGAAACUUUUACAGCACUAAUAAACCGUUCAGUCGUUCUGGAUGGCUUAAGUGAAGAAGGAGAAAACUUCCAUGGAAUUGCCUGCAGCAGUAAGAAAGAAAAUUUCUGGGAACAGUCAGAAAUGAGUAAAUUUUUUAACGACGAUUUUAAAAACUCCAAAUUUUUCCAGUACUUCGAAAAAGAUUAUAAGUCGACUGGGUUCUUCAAGUUACUACACGAUUAUAAAAAUAGUGACACUAGAACGGAGAAACUCGUAUCAGGAGAUGUUUCGGUAGCGGGUUCGACAAACACGAUUCUUGUGUUUAGUUGUUGUUUACAAGUAAUGAUUGUGUUCCUCUUGUUAUUAAAAUUUUUCAUAAAAAAUAGACGUUACGACGCCCGAAGCAACGAAAGAAAUAUUUAAAGAUAAAAUUAAUGUUUCAUUUUUGGAGAGUU
Molecule: messenger RNA, 1792 nt
Organism: Zophobas morio
Lineage: Eukaryota; Metazoa; Arthropoda; Insecta; Coleoptera; Tenebrionidae
Product: leucine-rich repeat-containing protein 15-like
Exons: 2
Coding region: 39-1760 (573 amino acids)
Cellular component (GO): extracellular matrix
Molecular function (GO): protein binding
Source: RefSeq, a predicted model, not a curated record